This is a messenger RNA of Darwinula stevensoni, 630 nucleotides long. NCBI's taxonomy places the organism in Eukaryota, Metazoa, Arthropoda, Ostracoda, Podocopida, Darwinulidae. The record is from the annotation of a GenBank genome assembly.
AUGGACUCAUUUGGAGCAGGAGCAACAUAUGGGGAAGAGAAUCAGUUUUGGCGAGGAGCAUUCUCAAAGCUCUGUGCAGCUAGAGUCCCUAAGAGUGAGGAGAUGGAAAAGAACUUUCUCCAGGAAGCUCAGAAGGGACAGGAACCCAUGAACUGGCAUUGGGUCAUUCCAGGAGUCGCUGGAUAUGUGGGAGCAGUGGAGGCAAUGACAAUGAUGCUGGGAAGGGUAAGGAAGGAAGGAGAAGACAUGCAAAAUGUAAUUUUGGCAUGUCGCCGUGUGUGUGAAUUAAGACGCACUCAGUUAAACAAAGCCAAGUCGUGCAGAGGAUUACUUUCUGCUCAGCAUGCAAAGGAACUGGCUGCAUGGGAGGAUCUUCUCGCUGAAUUGGAUGGGAAACCUGCUUCUUAUUAUAUGAGGAUUCUCAUGCUUGCUGGGCUCUUCAUGUUCUUCCUCUAUUACAUCACCCUUCAUCAGAACCCUCCAAUCAAAGACCACUGAAUUCAUUGAGCAGUCACCCCAUCUCUAAGCAAGUAUGAAUGAAGGAAUGGCAACAGAAAAAAGAUGAGAACAGACCAAAAGUUGAUGAGGUUUACGCUUGCAGACAAAAACAUCACAGCGCUUCUCCACCAC